This is a messenger RNA of Parnassius apollo (apollo), 1197 nucleotides long. The record is from the annotation of a GenBank genome assembly. Lineage: Eukaryota; Metazoa; Arthropoda; Insecta; Lepidoptera; Papilionidae.
AUGAAUAUGUGGAAAAAAUAUGGAAAAGGCAAUUUCCGUGUACAAGUUGGAACUGAGGAUUGGGUGUUCUUAUCUGAUGCUGAUGAUAUUGGGAUAAUGUUAAAUCAUCCUACUGAACUUGGAAAACCUUUGGAAAGGAAUACAGCAUUUCUGCCAUUUUUUGGAAAUUCUGUUUCAACAUCGGAAGGAGAAAGAUGGCGAUCCACCCGCAAACUUUUGUCUCCGAGUUUUCUAUACAAAACAUUAGAAAACAGAAUAGAUGUUAUAAAUGUUAACACUGAACGUCUGUUCAAUAUAUUUGAUGAUUAUGUGGACAAAGGUAGCAUAGAUAUGUAUCGCUAUUUGCGACCUUUUAUGUUUGAUAUUUUAUGUGAUUCAUUAAUGGGAGUUAAUUUAAAUCUACUGGAUAAUCCGGAUCAUCAUUACUUAAAUGCUAGUGCAAAAGUUAUUAGAAUCAUCACUCAUAAUUACUUCUCGUAUUGGAGAAAUAUUCGUCCAUUAUUUGUACUAACCUCACUUUAUAGAGAAAUGAUGGAUACCAUUAAGAGUCUUCGAGAUACAAGCACAGAAAUAAUGGCCAAAAGGAGAAAAAAGUUACAAAAAAUUAUUGAAGACACAAAAAUUAUUAACGAAAAUGUACACACUGAGGUAGAAAAAAUAAUCGAAGAAAAGGAUGAUAUGUGCCUUUUAGAUAAGUUUAUUCUCAGUAAAUCCAUUAUCGGGGACUCCCUUCCAGAUGAAUUUAUAAAUGAAGAAAUUAGCCUUAUAUGUUUCACGGGCCACUAUACAACGACAAUGACAGUAAGUCAUACACUUUAUUGCUUAGCAAAAUAUCCAGAAGUGCAGAAAAGAGUGUAUGAAGAACAAAUGUCAGUAUUUGAUAAUGACAUUUCAAGGAAACUUACUCACCAUGACUUAAGCGAAAUGAAAUAUCUUGAAGCUGUCAUUAAGGAAAGCAUUCGUGUAAUACCAACGGUUACGAAAAUUGGAAGACAGCUGAAAAAUGAUGUUGUAUUAAAAGAUGGUCGGAUUAUUCCUGCAGGAAGCUCAGUCAUAGUGUUUCUCGAGGCGAUGUCUGUUAAUCCGAAAGUGUUUUCAGAACCCGAAGAAUACAACCCGGAUAGGUUUAAUAAUAACAUUCACCAAUUCGCUUUUGUGCCAUUUAGUGCAGGACCUAGGGGUUGCAUCGGUAACUAA